This is a messenger RNA of Urocitellus parryii (Arctic ground squirrel), 7774 nucleotides long. RefSeq names its product ataxin 1 like (gene Atxn1l). Gene Ontology annotation, biological process: anatomical structure development; regulation of DNA-templated transcription. Lineage: Eukaryota; Metazoa; Chordata; Mammalia; Rodentia; Sciuridae. Gene Ontology annotation, cellular component: nucleus. The record is from RefSeq and is a predicted model, not a curated record. Gene Ontology annotation, molecular function: protein binding; RNA binding.
GGUGCUGGGUGUGGGGCGGCUCCGGGGCCGGGGAUGGCGGCGGCCGCGUUUGCGGCGGCUCCGGGACAAGCAGGCGGAGCCCGGGGAGCGCCGUGAGAUGGGCCGGCUUCCAAGGCAGCCGGGAGGACACUUAAUACAGCUGCUCAGAAGCACCAACAGAAGCUCAGCAGAUGUGGGCACCCCAGCCAGCAGCAGAGAGGGGUGCAGGGAAGCUACAGAGAAGCCACUUCUGAUGCCCCAAGGAGCAAGCCAACCCCUUCCAGACUCCAGGAACACCACAAAGCAAUAUGAAACCUGUUCAUGAGAGGAGUCAGGAAUGCCUUCCACCAAAGAAACGAGACCUCCCCGUGACCAGCGAGGAUAUGGGGAGAACGACCAGCUGCUCCACAAACCACACACCCUCUAGUGAUGCUUCUGAAUGGUCCCGAGGGGUUGUGGUGGCUGGGCAGAGCCAGGCUGGAGCCAGAGUCAGCCUGGGGGGUGAUGGAGCUGAGGCCAUUACUGGUCUGACGGUGGACCAGUAUGGCAUGCUGUAUAAGGUGGCUGUGCCACCUGCCACCUUCUCACCGACUGGCCUCCCAUCAGUGGUGAACAUGAGCCCCUUGCCCCCCACGUUUAAUGUAGCGUCUUCACUGAUUCAGCAUCCAGGAAUCCACUAUCCCCCAAUCCACUAUGCUCAGCUCCCAUCCACCUCACUGCAGUUUAUCGGGUCUCCUUAUAGCCUUCCCUAUGCUGUGCCACCUAAUUUCCUACCGAGUCCCCUCCUUUCUCCUUCUGCCAGUCUCACCACCUCUCACCUUCCACACUUUGUGCCAUAUGCCUCACUCCUGGCAGAAGAAGCCACCCCUCCCCCACAGGCUUCAUCCCCGGCCCACUCGUUUAACAAAGCCCCCUCUGCAACCUCUCCGUCUGGGCAAUUGCCACAUCACUCGAGUACUCAGCCACUGGACCUCGCUCCAGGACGGAUGCCCAUUUAUUACCAGAUGUCUAGACUACCUGCUGGCUAUCCCUUGCAUGAAAACCCUCCAGCAGGCACGAGCCCAGUUCUUACCCCUCAGGAGGGCCAGUCUGCUCUGGAAGCAGCUGCUGCCAAUGGAGGACAGAGACAGCGAGAGCGAAAUUUAGUAAGACGGGAAAGUGAAGCCCUUGACUCUCCCAGCAGUAAGGGUGAAGGCCAAGGAUUGGUGCCAGUGGUGGAAUGUGUGGUGGAUGGACAGUUGUUUUCAGGUUCUCAGACUCCGCGGGUGGAGGUGGCAGUGCCGGCACACCGAGGGACCCCAGACACGGACCUCGAAGUCCAGCGGGUGGUUGGCGCUUUAGCUUCUCAGGACUAUCGUGUGGUGGCAGCUCAGAGGAAGGAUGAACCCAGCCCCCUCAACCUGUCCCAUCAUACCCCCGACCAUCAGGCUGAAGGACGAGGGUCAGCCAGGAACCCUGCAGAGCUGGCAGAGAAAAACCAGUCCCGUGGGUUCUACCCUCAGUCCCAUCAGGAACCGGUGAAACAUAGACCUUUACCCAAAGCAAUGGUUGUAGCCAAUGGCAACCUGGUGCCCACUGGAACUGACCCAGGCCUGCUGCCUGUGGGCUCGGAGAUCCUGGUGGCAUCAAGUCUGGACGUGCAGACCAGAGCCACCUUCCCAGACAAGGAGCCAACGCCACCCCCUAUUACCUCCUCCCACUUGCCCUCCCAUUUCAUGAAAGGCGCCAUCAUCCAGCUGGCUACAGGGGAGCUGAAGCGGGUGGAGGACCUCCAGACCCAAGAUUUUGUGCGCAGUGCCGAAGUGAGUGGGGGGCUGAAGAUUGACUCUAGCACGGUCGUGGACAUUCAGGAGAGCCAAUGGCCUGGAUUUGUCAUGCUACAUUUUGUGGUUGGCGAGCAGCAGAGCAAAGUGAGCAUCGAGGUGCCCCCUGAACACCCCUUCUUUGUGUAUGGCCAGGGUUGGUCCUCCUGCAGCCCUGGGCGGACUGCACAACUCUUCUCUUUGCCCUGUCAUCGGCUACAGGUGGGAGAUGUCUGCAUCUCUAUCAGUUUACAGAGCUUGAACAGUAACUCAAUUUCUCAGGCCAGCUGUGCUCCCCCAGGCCAGCUGGGUCCACCCCAAGAAAGGCCUGAGAGGACAGUCUUGGGACCCAGAGACCUAUGUGAUAGUGAGGGGAAGAACCAGCCUACAGGAGAGGGCUCCCAUGCAGUAGAGCCCUCCCAGUCUGAGCCUGGUGCUCAGACCUGCUGGCCAGCCCCGAACUUCCAAAGAUACAGCAUGCAAGGGGAGGAGGCACGGGCUGCUCUGCUCCGUCCCUCUUUUAUUCCACAGGAGGUAAAGCUGUCCAUCGAAGGGCGUUCCAAUGCAGGAAAAUGAACCUCUUUCCCAGACCAGGACUGGGACUUUAACCCCAGAGGUGAACCUCACGGUGAGCAGCCAGAGGAUUUGCACAUGCCGAGCAGGGAAUGGCUCUCUUGGCAGUGAGAUUUUGGGGGUAAGGGGAAGUGUGAAGGCAGCCUCCAGAGGCAGGAUCUGCUGCUCAUUACCCCUUGGCAUUCUUUCAGGAUAGCCCCAGGGGGUACUAUGAUGGGGAGCAGCAGGCCUGGGGCAAGGAAGGAAGGGGGUGCACACAGGAUAAGAAACAUUCCAAAAUCAGGGCCUCCCUGUUCUUUUCUCCCCACUCCUAGCUCCUGCAAGGGAAAGUACAGGCUUUGGGAGCAGGUGGCAGAGGGAGGGAGCAAAGAAAGAGCCAAAAAUGAUGAUCCACAGCUUAUAGUAGCAGUAAAACUGUCUGAAGUUUUUUUUUUUUUUUCUUUUUUAGUGGGAGGGCAGGAGGCCCCAUGGUUGGAAAUAAGAGGGUUCCCACCCAGAACCCUUCUUGUGAGAGAUGUGCACUUUAAAGGGUGAUUUUGUUACAGAUGUCUAUGGCUGGGUUUGUGGGGGAGGAACACUCUCAUCUACAGGACUCUGCUUGAUCCUCUGCUUCAGCCCUUUUCCCAUGUCUCCUCACCAUCCCUCCUACGAGGCUUCUAGCAGCUUAGGGGCCAGGGGAGAGAGGACCCUACAGGGUUUGGAGUAAAGUACUGCCUUGCCACAACCCACCCGGGGAACUUCAGGAGAAGGACCUGACAACCAGAUGAUGCAGCUCUAGGCAGGGCUUCUGGAAAGGUAGCUGACUUAACAAAGCACCCCUUAUUCAAUAUCCAGACCUGCUUUGAGAUUUCAUUGAGUCUCUAGUUGGUAUUGGUAACUUUGGGAAGAACCAGUGAACCCUUUUCCCCAGGCACCCCUCUGUUGUCUAUGUUGUGCCUAAGUGCCUGCGCUGACCCCACCUUUUUGCUGCCCUAAUCUCUGCAUGGUGUCUUGACCUGGACCUCAUUUGUAGCUGCAUUGCCUUUCCUCUUCUGCAAAAUUGGCUUUGUCCAGUCUAACAAAACCUCUAGUUUUUGGUGUGUAGGGGUCUCUGGUUUCCCUAUGAGCUAUAAUCUUUGUUUUUAAAAACUCAAAAUCAUGUCCCUUCCUCUCCCACUGCCAGACAGUGUAGUGGGAACCAUGCCUUGGGCCAGGGCAAAGGUGCCUGGCUGGGCAAUUCCCAUUCUGAUAUUUUUACAUGGCCCCCUCCUAUCUUUUCCCACUGCCUCUCCUAGCAUUCACUCAUCUCCAGGCCGUCACCUCCCACUGCCAGCUCUAAGAGUCUAGGGUAGUCUCAGUAACAUUUUAUUACCUGAAGUAUGUUUUAUUUUGUGGUAGUGUAUUCCUCUGCAAGGAAUAUUUUCAUAGUUGCAUUUGCUUCCCUGUGUCUUAAGCCCACUCCCCCCCCCCCCGCCCCACACAACUUUUAGCAUCAGCUUAGACUGUGGGAUUCCACUGGGUAAUGGGAUUUAGGCUCCCCUACCAACUUUCAGGUGGGGUGAGUGAUCUUUUUGUUUGUUUUUUGGGGGUCUUUAGACUCUUGAAGGCAACUCAGGGUAUUGUCCACCCAGCUCUCUAACUAGAGUUCUCCCAGGGUGUGAUCCUGGCAUUUCCUUUAUACAUGUACCUGGACUGGCCAAGGCCUGGCCUGUCAUCAGGAGUCCCAAACUUUUGAGGUCUGAGCUCUGUUCUGUCAGAAGCUUUAGGCAAGUCUUAUGACCUCUUGCUCUUUCACUUCCUCCCCAGCUGCCAAAUGGGGAUAAAUAAUCUUACCUACCUCCUGGGGGGGAGGGAAAGUUCUGAGAAUGGAGUCAUUCUUAGUGUUCAGGUGCUAAAGGUUGUUCUCCUGGGGGAACAGAGUAAUUGAGACUGGCUUGUUUACUACAAGCCCUAUACUCCACUGUUUCAUUCCUUGGGAGCAGUUACCUGGUCAGUGAGCUUUUGGGGGUCCAUCCAAAGGGGUGCUGACCUGACCACAAGUACUUUGGUUCAUAUCAGAACCAAACACCAACCUUGUACUGCAUUUGAGAUCAUGUCCUUUCCUUUCUCUGUCCCCCAUUCUCUCAGAAUGCUGCUUUUUCUGGCUUGUUUCCUACAGUGGGGGCCUGUGGGGUUGAGUCUUCAAGAAUCCUGUCAGAUGAGAGCCUUAGGAGAAGGCCUCAUCUCUGGCUGUUUCAUGAGCAACUCAUUCCUAGAGAUUAUUGUAUGCAUGUGUUUUUCAUAAACAUCCUUCCUCAUAGGAAGGCUCAUCAACUGAAAAUAGUGACAUGCACACAACAGAUGCUCAAGAAACGUCCACCAUGGGUACCAACUGAGCUUCGUCCUUUAAGGAGGAAACCUAGAUCUAACUACAUACAGGCCAAGAAGUUAAGUCAAAACACUCUGCAUUCAGGCUAGUUGUGACUUCUCAGUCUGGUAACUUCCACUGAAUUCUGGAAAGAAAAAUCGUUGGGACUUUGGCAUGUUGGACCCUGACUUUCUGCUGUGAUUCUGUCUCUUGCUGUGAAGUAGUAUCAGCAGCUUCCCUAAUAAUCGUGCCAUGCAUUUAAUUUGUUAAUACUUGAUUUUGCUGCACUACGGAGGUAUCUUGCAUAAAGUAUGGUCCCCCAGGAAAAGAAGCUCUGCUCUAAAUCAUUUGGUCAGAGCUGUGGCGUUGCCCCUUGCAUCUUCCCUCUGGUUCAGUCUUUCCAGGCAUGAGAAAUAAGAAUAACCUAUGGUGUGUGUGUUCUUCUUUAUAGGAAUUGCCUAAAUUUGCAAGAAACAUGGAAAAUGGGUUUUAGAACAUUUUAGUGGAAAGUUGUUGACUCUUUGGGAAUGAGCAGUUGACAGAGACCAGCCAGUCCUUAGUAAGUGGUAGGGCAUUCCCAGAGUUUAGGGAUAGGAAGGAGGAUGGUUAACUCCCUGGCACUGUACAGAAAUACCUACAUACCAGUUUGGCAGAAGGGGAACCUGAUAAAAUGUAAUAAUCUAAGUCUUAGAUCAUCAGCCCUAUCAGAAUUAGUACUCUUUGGGGAGAGGGCCUGGGAGUUCAGACUGAGUACUUGUACAAGGGGAGGGGCCCCUGCAGAUCUGGACUGACCCUUCUGCCCUCUUGGUCCCAGUUGGUCAUAACACCAUGGAGUUUGCUAUGUGCUGCUUUGCCGCUACUGCUGCCUGCUCACUUUCCUGCCUGCUGCCUUCUGUAGCUCCCCAUGUCUUCAGCCAUAUAGAUUAAAUCCAGGCAUCCUCUCCAUUCUUAACUUUGUUCUGCCAGUGUUAUAUAGCACAGUCAUGUUGAAUAGGGAUUAUAUGAAAUGCUGCUGGUGGGCUGGUGAAUCCAAAGGGAUAUGCUUCAGUGCUGUCAGGAGCCCCUUGGCUCCAAGAUCUGCCUGUCUUGAGGGAGAAACAAGCAGGUCCUGCUAGUGAGUGUUUUCUGUUGUAUUAAUUCUUUCCUUUGUGGUAUUUUGUAUCCUGUUUUCAAAACCGAGUGAAGGGGAACCACAUCAGGGGCUGCGCCAGCAUCCCAGCAAGGUUCAUCUAGCUCCAGUUAUGUGGAUUCUGGGGCUGGGAAAGGGUUGGAGAUUUGGAUGAAGUAGCCCCGCCAUUUGGAGUUUAGUUUUAUUUCUACCAGUGGGCAUCAGAGGCAAUUUAGGGGAAGCACAGGAUGGUAGUAUGAUCUAGACCUGCAACAAGCACGCAUGUUUAAGGGUUGAGUGAUCACACUGGAGUUGAAUGUGGACAUGGUGUGACUGGGAAAGGACCCAGGUCCAUUGGAGUAAAGAUAACCGGAUUAACUGAAUUGGCCAUGGGAGAUUAGGCCACAGUCUUAGAAGAAAAGUAAGUAGGACAGAGGCCAAGUUUUAGGGAGAUGUCUUGACCUCCUAGGGCUAAGUUUACUAAACCACACUGAAGCUACAAUACUUUUCCAGAUGGGAAAAAGUGUACACUACAGUUGAAGAACUGAACCCUACUAGAUUGGAUGUUGAUCAGGAGCCUAUUAGCCCUUUGCUGGGAACCCUUCAUACUCCAGCUUCCCUGGGGUAGGAAAGGUCUCCCACAUUAUGCAAUAAUAAAAUCAGCGUCUGGAUCUUUGCAGCUAUCUGUUGCUCUUUCAACUCUAGGAUCCAUCUUUGGACCAGAAGCCUGGCCCUUGAUGCUAGAGUCAGCUGCAUUCUCCUUACCUGCAGACUAUGCACAGUGCCUGGGGCAGAAGGAGGAAAGGUGGUGCAGUUUGCCCUGCUGAACCUCCCCAGCAGGAACAGUAGUAAUAAAUGCACUUUUCACACUAAAGUUUUAUUAGUUCUAUUAAGCCUAGAUCCUCCCCUAGUAGAUUCCAAAUUCAAAGUCUGUGUAAUCCCAAAGCCAUUCCACUGCAAAUACUCAGCAGUAAAGAUGGCCCCAAAUUGGGUUCCUGUCUGCAGUGUAUGUGGCAGCAGCCCAUGUGCCUUUACCUGUUGUCAAACUUGCAAGCAUUUAUUCUGUCUUUGACUGUCAUGGGGACUUAGGUUCUUCAGAGAGAGAGAGAGCAAGAGAGCUGAUGACAGUGGUUUUACACCCACCCCCAAACAGGGAGUUUGCAUGUAGUUACAAGCUGUGAGGGUUAGUGAGCUGCUGAUAUUGCUGAAGGCAGGGUUGAUCCCUCACUUGCUUCAUACUUGCAUUCAAAAUAAUCUAGAUUGUGUUGGGGAAGAGACUGACUGUACUCAUGGCUAACUUUAAGUAUUAAAACAAGAUUGUCCCCUACAAACUUCCUUGUCACCCAGGAUCCCUGUAGCCAAAACAGUAUAUGUUCCAGCUACAGAGAGCAGUCUGCUCUCAGCUUGCACAGCACCUUAGGGGAGGGAAGAAUACAUGGAUAGGGAAUGGGGUGGAGAAAGGAUGGGAAUUUUGUCAUUCUGGUGGCUUUAGGGUCCUAAGGAAUAGAUAAGAACGGCACUGGGGAGGUCUGGAUGGAUCUGAUUUGUGUAGGAGUUCCCUGUAGAUAAAUUACUGAUCCCCCAACUACUAUCCCCAGUAUGUAAUGGCUGAAUUAAUAUGUAAUCAACUGCAUUGUAUCUAAAGCCUUAGAACUAGUCAGGUGCUCCCCCAGCCCAAUACCAUUUCUUACCCUCUAAUCCUACCUGAUCUUUAACAAAGCAUUAAUAAUUCUAAGGAUAAUCUCUAUUUUGUUGUGCUUUUUUGUAACUGUUUUAAAUAAAUCAAUUUGUACUGUAUAUUUGUACUUUUGUGAGAUCCUUUUUGCUGUUUUACCAUUUUAAGUCUCUGUACUUGGCUACACACAGAUUGUAUUUUUAUUGUUAAUGCUCUUCUUAUGGAUACCUGCAUUUAACUUGUGGACUAUGUAAACAAUAUAUAUCAAUAUCUAUAUAUCUAUAUAUCUAUCUAUAUAAACUACUAGCUUU